Molecule: messenger RNA, 2427 nt
Organism: Ziziphus jujuba (common jujube)
Lineage: Eukaryota; Viridiplantae; Streptophyta; Magnoliopsida; Rosales; Rhamnaceae
Exons: 5
Coding region: 1-2427 (808 amino acids)
Source: RefSeq, a predicted model, not a curated record
AUGGCAGCCGGCGCAUGGAUAAAAUCUGCCAGCUUCUGUAGUACUAGUAUAAACUCAAAAGAACCACUACAAUACUUCUUGUAUUGUGGUGCCUGUAAAUUCUACCUCCACGUUGCUUGCUCACUUGCUUUUAUUCACCGCCCGAAAUUGCUUUCUAACAAAUACCAGAUCCAACAUUUCCUUCAUCAUCCUCACAACAGUAAUCAUUGUUUGUCUCCUAGUCUUAGAUAUUUCCGAAGCAAUGACUCCUGUAACGGAUGUGGGGAAAAAUAUUGGGAAGUCUGUUUCGUUUUUGAAUGCAUUGCCUGUGACAACUUCUCUCUCCAUGUGCGAUGUUCUCGGCUUCCAAAACUGAUAACCCACUCUUCUCAUCCUCAACACCGGCUCACCCUAAUCGUUCCUAAUUCCAACACACUAGGACACUGCCAUGGGUGUCGGAGCAGCAAUCAGGAUAAAUUUGUUUUCCACUGUGCUCAGUGUUGUUUCAGUAUUGACAUUCCAUGUUCUUACCUAAAGCCUAAUAUGAUACCCAACCGCCACCACCAUCCACUUUUGCAUUUUGAGAAGAUACAUUUGAAUGAUGUUCACUGCUCAGCCUGUAACACGCCCUGCAUUGAAGACUCGUUCCGGUGUGUACCCUGCAACUACAAUGUACACCCUCAAUGUAUCCCCUUGCCUAGUGUUGUUGACUACUAUGACCAUAUUCAUCCCCUCACUCUUACCCCUUCAUUCAGAGAAGACGAUAGUGGUGAUUAUUUCUGUGAUAUUUGUGAAGAAAGAAGAGAUCCAGAUCACGGUGUUUAUUUAUGUAAAGAAUGUCCCUCUGCUCCCUUCGUUUCUCAUAUUCAAUGCGCUCUUACUAAUGAUUAUCCAUGGACGGCCUCCGCUCCCUUCGUUGCUCAUAUUCAAUGUGCUCUUACUAAUGAUUAUCUAUGGACGUGGGAGGCAUCGUCUACUGGAAAGCUAGGAUAUGACUUGGACACAUCACACAGAGAGAUUGAGGGUACUAAAGCUGCAGAUGAUUCAAAUAUUGCAGAGGAAACCAUCUAUCGUCAAUGGCAUGAGGAGAUCGCAAAACUAGAUAGAACGGAGGACAUUAGAGAAUGCCAUGGAUGUUUGCUUCUACUCCAAGGUGAAACAUACGGUUACUGUUGCAGACAGGGAUGCGAGUAUGGCCUACACGAGGAAUGUGCUGCAUUGAUAGAACACCCCCAGGUACACCACCCGCUACACCCACAACACCCUCUUAAUCUACACUUUGACAUUAUUCCUAAUCACAAAACCAAGUUUAAAUGCAGCUUCUGUCGGAAAACCAAAGAAUCAGACUUAUACUACCACUGUAGUCGCUGUGAUUUCUAUCUCGACAUCGUUUGCUUAAAUGGUUUUAUGAGUUAUCCCAAACUGCUUUAUAAGUACGAGAUUUGUCAUUUCUCUCAUAUUCAAAGUAUGGUGGUAUAUGUUCCAUUACAAAGAAACCAUCGUUUGUCACCUUAUAUGGGUAACACCAACCACUAUUGUCAUGGAUGUGGGCUGAAAAAUACUGAAGAUACACCCAUCUUCAAAUGCACAGCAUGUUCCUUCUGUCUCCAUGUACAAUGUUCUCAAGUCCCAUAUGAGACUCAACACCACCAUUUUCAUCCCCAACACAAGCUCAUCCUUAAUCUUAAUCAUAACUCAUCCCGUGUUGAAUUGCGCUGCUAUGGAUGUAGAAACUGGAUUAAGGAUUCCUUUUUCCUACAAUGUUCUGACUCAUCAGCUUGUCCUGAUUUUAUUCUUGACCUUGAAUGUUUUUUCCGAAAGCCUAAUACGAUACCCAACCGCCACCACCACCCUCUUGUGCAUUUUAAACAUAUAUACCACAAUGAUGUUCUCUGCUUAGUCUGUAAUACCCCCUGCAAAAAAGACUCAUUCCGGUGUGUACCCUGCAACUACAAUAUACACCCUCAAUGUAUACCCUUGCCUAGUACUGUAGACUACUAUGACCAUAUUCAUCCUCUUACUCUUACCCCUUCAUUCAUAGAAGAUGAUAGUGGUCAUUAUUUCUGUGAUAUUUGUGAAAAAAGAAGAGAUCCAAAUCACGGUGUUUAUUUAUGUAAAGAAUGUCCCUUCAUUGCUCAUUUUCAAUGCGCUCUUUCUAACGAUCAUCAAUUGAUGUUCGAGGCAUUCUCUUCUCAAAAUCUAGAAGAUGGUUCAAACAAAUCACAAGGAGAGAUUAAAGGGAGAGAAGACAACUCAGAUGCAGUAAAAACCAACAUGUUUGGUCAAUUGCGCAGGGAGAUUGAAGAACUCGAAAAGGUGGUAGAAGGAAUAAUUCACAACAAAAGACAUGGGAUACAGCUGACAGAAAAACUCAAAGAACUUGAUGAGAGGCAGGCAAACACAAAGCGCAUACUAAAACAAGUUAAGCAAAAUUUUUCUGGUAACUAA